GGCAAACAACAGCACAGGAACGACCCACUGUAUGAACGGUUUCAUGUCAAAGUUGAGGACGCUUACCUUUUGCAGUAAGACGCGCUCUGGUUUAAAUAUAGAUGUUGCACAUAACGAAAGCUGUCACUGUGAUAAGACGUUCGUGCGGUUAUAGACCUAACAUCACGAUAAGAUAAAGAGAUACGGGAAUGUCAGAGCGCCUGUGAACGUAGCACAAGCUAGCUGAAGCUAACCGAGCUAGCUGCGCUGCUCUGCAUGAUGACAGCUGCAGAGGGACAGAUGCUGAGAAUGCAAGAAGGGUGUGUCACGGAUGUGAGCCGACUGUAACUGCUGGCUAAGGCUCGGUUGCAGAGCCAGCAGGUCCCCUGGAGCCAUGAAAGAAGCGUGUUCAGGUGCAGCUUUGUUUGAGGACCGGGACUUUCCCACUGCAGACUCCUCCCUUUUCUCCGACUGCUCCACACCCAUCGCUCGGCUGCACGGAGAAAUCACAUGGCAGCGUCCGCAGGAUAUCUGCCAGUCACCAGCUCUCUUCCCCACCAACACUGACCUGGCUCAUGCUAAACAAGGUCUGUUGGGAGACUGCUGGUUCCUCUGUGCGUGCACCUUCCUGCUCCAGAACCAGCACCUUUUAAACAAGGUGUUGUCCCCUGGCCAGCCCCAGUGGGGUAGCAGCAAGUACAGGGGCUCCUUUCAGUUUCUCUUCUGGCAGCACGGCCACUGGACAGAGGUGACUAUCGAUGACCGUCUCCCCUGCAUGAAUUCCUCUCUCUGCUUCUCAUGCUGCCACUCCCCCUCUGCCUUCUGGGUUGCAUUGUUGGAGAAGGCCUAUGCCAAGCUUCGUGGUUCAUAUGAGCAACUGUGGGCCGGGCAGGUGUCGGAGGCUCUUGUGGACCUUACUGGUGGUGUCGCCGAGCGCUGGAAUCUGAUGGGGUUUGGUUUAAAGAAGGAAGAACGACGAGUAGAACAGGACAGCGAUAAAGUCAUAAGGAAAAAGCUGGAUCUGAACCUUCUGUGCUGUGUGAAAGAAGAGUGUGCACUGAGCUGCUCCACCCACAACACCCCUGGAGGACUCGGUGAGCUGGAUCAGCACCACGCUCUGACUGUGAUGGAGUGGUUGGACUUAAGGAAAGUGACAGGGAGUGAAGCGCGGCUGCUCAGGAUCAGAAAUCCAUGGGGACGAUGCUGCUGGGCAGGUGCUUGGACGUGGAGUGGUGUUGGUUGGAGUUCCCUCGACCCAGUUUGUGCUGCAGAACUACAAGCCCGAACAGCAGAGGGUGAAUUCUGGUUAGAUGAGGCUGAGUUUACGUCCCAGUUUGAUGACAUCACAGUGGGAUAUCCUAUUAGCAAAGAUGGACACUUGAAGAGCGUUUACACAGGAACCCUUCUCACACACAACCAUCAGCUGGCCAGCCGGUGGAUUAAAGGCUACUCUGCUGGUGGAAGUCGAAACACCAGCAGCUACAGCAGCAAUCCCAAGUUUUGGCUCAAAGUGUGCGAGGGAGGCGAGGUCCUCGUAUCCUUGCUGCAGCAUCGAAAACACAGAAACGGAGAAAAAUACGCACAAACGGCCUUUGAGGACAGCAGUAACACAAAGCACCAGCAUUACCAAGCUAUUGCUCUACAUAUGUGGAAGGUGGAAAAGAAGCGUUUUAAUCUGAGCCGGCUGUUAAACAAGCCGCCUUGUGCUUCUACACACUGCCAUUCCUAUGAGAGAGAGGUGGUCCUCUGCAGGCAGCUUGGGCCUGGAUACUACCUCCUUAUUCCUAGCACCUACCAGCCAGGAGCCGAGGCCCACUUCCUCAUCCGGGUCUUUUCCUCCUCUCCCACAUCACUCAGUGCCCUAAAAAGCCCAGCACCCUCACUGCCACUGACGGCGGAUGGCGAGUGGGAGACCAGUUACUUCCGUGGCUUGUGGGUAAAGGGAAGGACAGCAGGAGGAAGCAGGAACUUCCAGUCAUACUGGCAGAACCCCUGCUUCCCUUUUGCAGUGUGUGAUGAGCCAGCACUGACAUCUGGAGUUAGUGUCAGGAUUACCCUGCACCAGAGCCGCCCUGACACUGAUUUACAUCCCAUUGGCUUCCAUGUUUACAAGGUACUACAUUCUGGAUCAGAGCAGACAGGUGCCAAAGAUGAGGACCCUGUGGCCAGUUGCACCCCACACUGUUACUCCCAGGAUAUCAGUCUGGCCUGCUCUCUUCCUCCUGGAUCUUACACCAUAGUGCCGUCCACUUAUCAGCCAGACUGCUCAGCAAACUUCACAAUCAGCCUGGCUCGCAGAAUACACAGGAAAGUGGUGAAAAGUCAGGAGACGCUCGGGCGUGCCAUUCACGAGGUCUCUCACAUCUCUGUGAUGAAAACCUAGUUCUCCAGGACUGAUGUCAGCCCACCACCCUAUGCCUCUUGGCUUGCGAUGAAACGACCGGUUCCACCACAGAAGGCAUGACUGUGUUUGUGUUUGUAUAUAUGGACCAUGAGUGGCUGGCCAGGCAGGGGGACAAACCACUGAGGUUUCUGUGCAGCUCCACAAUCAUCUGUGAUUAGGACAUCAGAGGUUGUCGCUGGGCUGGGCUGCUAAUGAAGUAUGACGGGACUGGCUGGUGUAAACAAACAGCGGCCACAGAAGAAUACCGCCAGUGCUCUCGCUCAUUCACUCACUGGUGCACCCACCGGCCCUGAACAAAGAGUCCUCUCAUGAAGUUCCUCACAGAGGCAUGGGGGGGCAAGGGGUGCAGGGUUGGUCUGCAGUAGCAGAACCAACCAAACUGCACCACACCAUACCAUACCAACCUAACAUUUCCCAGACAUUCCUUCCCCCACAUACAUUAUUGCAUUGUUUGUUUCAAGAGGCAAACACUGCUUUUAGAGUGAUUUCACCACAAAACAAAAAUUUGAGCCUAGCCUAUACAAGUCCACCUUGUUCCCCUCCUCACUCUUUACCUCCCUUUUAGUCCCUUACACUCGGUCCAGAGCUCUUCCUGGACCUGAACAGAGUCGCUGUUUGAAGUUGCCGCAAGAACAGAGGACAAGCGAAGGGGAUGAAACAAGAAACGCGGCACAUCAGAGGAUGCCGGUUCAAACAACAAGGCCGCCGGUUCUCUUUUCGUGUAUUGAGGCCGUGCAUGUGUCCGUCUGCUCGUACCCAUCCAUAUCUGUGAGGUAAUGUCACAGGAUUUCUUAUUACUGCAGCAAGAGUGACUGCAGAGUUUUAAACAAACAAUAUCUCGCUGAUAAGUGUUACUUUGUUGUAUAUUUAUAUCAUUAGCUAUUUAUCAUUUUUGUAUAUAUUUAUUAUCUAUUAAAUAAAUAAAAUGGUAAACAUAA
Molecule: messenger RNA, 3321 nt
Organism: Girardinichthys multiradiatus
Lineage: Eukaryota; Metazoa; Chordata; Actinopteri; Cyprinodontiformes; Goodeidae
Gene: capn10
Product: calpain 10
Exons: 13
Coding region: 374-2362 (662 amino acids)
Biological process (GO): proteolysis
Cellular component (GO): cytoplasm
Molecular function (GO): calcium-dependent cysteine-type endopeptidase activity
Source: RefSeq, a predicted model, not a curated record